Messenger RNA from Sebastes umbrosus (honeycomb rockfish), 4263 nucleotides. RefSeq names its product calcium-binding protein 7 (gene cabp7a). Gene Ontology annotation, molecular function: calcium ion binding. The transcript has 5 exons. NCBI's taxonomy places the organism in Eukaryota, Metazoa, Chordata, Actinopteri, Perciformes, Sebastidae. The record is from RefSeq and is a predicted model, not a curated record. Bases 972 to 1616 code for a protein of 214 amino acids.
CGGUGAGUAACCGGAAUGCGCACGGGGAGAGUAAAUGAACAAAAAGAAAGAGAGAGACAAGAGGAGGAGGAGUGUGUGUGUGUGUGUGUGUGUGUGUGUUAUGCAGGGAGGGAUUGCCUACACCCAUACAGUGUGUGUGUGUGCGUGUGUAUGUGCAGACGUAUGUAUGAGAGAGACAGAGCGACGGGGGUGAGACUGGAGAGAAAGAGGAGAUAUGAGAGCUUCCUUUCACUAAAAACACUCCUUCAUUCCGCCGCUGAAGAUGGAACAACUGGAACAUCUGGAACAUCUGGAUCGCAACGCGCCCACGUACCCAUGAGCAAUUAGGAGCGUGCGAGCGAUUAUUAUUAUCUUUGAGGAUCCGGACAUCUUUUUGUCUAGAUUUUCUUUUAUUUAUUUUUUUAAAGCUAUUUUCCUCAUCAAUCUUUUAAAAGUGUAGCACGUCGUUUGUUUUUUGUCUGUUGGAUUAUGUGAAGGUGGGCUGCUGGAUCUCGAGGACGAAGUGCGUCAAGUGAGCGCUCCACGUAUAUCCAACAAGUGGAUGCAUGGAUUUUGUUGCUCGCAGCGGGGACUAAAAAAAAAAAAACACAAAGUGGAUUGAUCGCCAACAAAAUAUCGAUUGAUCGGUGUAUAUAAAAAGCUCCAGAUGUGGUGGAGCUUGUCCUGGUUGAUGGUGAUGUAUAGAUGUGCGCAUUGUCUCGGCCUGAGGUAGUUUUUUGACAGACUUUGUGCGUUUUUUUCAAGCAGAUAAUAAAACUGCAAUGAGGUAGGACACGACACAUUUUUUUUUUUUCCUUUUGCUCUUCAGUCAUUUGACCAAAAAGCAAAGAUUUUGCUGCGGUAUCCUCCGUCUCCCACCUCGCCCUCCCUCUCCCACCUCCGUCCAUGGACUCGCUUCAGUAGUUGGGAUCUUCUCUGUAGACAUUUCUGUAUGACGAAGAGGGCGCAGGUGGCACCAAAAGGUCGCAGCCAUGCCGAUGCAUCCAUGCACCUCCACGCUGAUGUACCGGGGCAUCUGCACCAUCCCGGACAUGCUCUACACCACCCCGGUGAAUCUACCCGAAGACGAAGUUGAAGAGAUCCGCGAGGCCUUCAAAGUGUUUGACCGCGACGGGAAUGGGUUCAUCUCGAAGCAGGAGCUGGGAAUGGCCAUGCGCUCCCUGGGCUACAUGCCAAACGAGGUGGAGCUGGAAGUCAUCAUUCAGAGACUGGACAUGGACGGCGACGGCCAGGUGGACUUUGAGGAGUUUGUCACUCUUCUGGGCCCAAAGCUGACGGCAGCUGCGUUGCCAGAUAAGUUCAACGGCACCGACUUUGACUCCGUCUUUUGGAAGUGUGACAUGCAGAAGUUAACGGUGGAAGAGCUGAAGAGGCUCCUCUACGACACCUUCUGUGAUCACCUUUCCAUGAAAGACAUCGAGAACAUCAUCAUGACGGAGGAAAACCACAUAGCGAACCCUGGGGAAUGCCAGGUGGAUAUAGACUCUUCCAGCCCGACACAGCAAGUCAAGCAAACUUGUGUGCGCAAGAGCCUGAUAUGCGCCUUCGCCAUCGCUUUCAUCAUCAGCGUCAUGCUCAUCGCGGCCAAUCAGGUGCUGCGGAGCGGCAUGAAAUAGGAGCAGCGGCGUCUUCAGCCUUGACCACCACCUAAAGGCUGCCUCACAGAUAAAUGACUGAAGAGAUGAAGCUAAAAAAAACAAAACAUAUAACUGACAAUCACGCAAACAGGCCGACAUACAGGAUAAUAACUGGAGUCACAGGACAACUACAUGUGCAGGAAUUCGUCUUGGCGUCAGAGACAUGCUGACUUCGCAUACAAAGAGACGGCGCUUAAAGUGGACAGCUGACUAUACAUAUCACUCUUCGUACUACAACAUCUAGUAUUCAUUAGCAUAUGUGCAUUUGAGCAGUGUUGCAUUCAGUAUGGUGGCAGCUAUAAAGAGAAGUGUAGUGACUGUCCAGUUCUGUAUUCGUCCAGUGUACCAUCCGUUUAUUAUAAACGAGUAGAAAGAAAAAUCUGUGAAAUAUCGUGGGGACUUUUGGAGAAAAUGUAUUCCUGAAGCUGGAAGGUUGUUGUUGUGUUCGAGGUCUGGAGUGCACGGCGUUGUGGAGAUAUUGUAUGCGGAGCAACAUUGUUGGGAACCACUUGAGAGAAACAACAGCUUGGUAAGAAACCAAAAUAAUAGGGGAAGAGCAGGGAGGUGCAUGUGAUUGUGUGGAUAGUUUCAGUCUGAGCAGGGUGAAGCAGGUUAACAGCUCGCAGGGGGAAGGUGUUGAACGGACAGGUAACUGGCUGGACGUGCAGUAAACACUCCACUCUCUCCGGCUCCACUGCGGGGCUUUUUCAAGCCUCAGAGGACCACCAUCUAUGCAUGAAAUGCAUGGAUUUAGUCGUCUUGACGCAUUUGUAACAGUUCUUAUCAAUGUAUUAAUCAUUAUGACUGUGUAACAGCUGUUUUCAAUUACUCAACGACAACUGUGAGCAACUGUGUGCGGUGCGGGGCAUCCACAACAAAAGUAAAGUGUACGGCUGCAUGAAAAAGAAGGGCUGCUUUAGUACAUGCUCGUAAAAAAAAAACAUUUCGGGAUUGCUAAGCUGUGGACCCUUUGCAUCGCCGGGCGCCUAAUGACCAUCGCCGCCGACCCCCCCCUGCCACCGAAGAGCAAAAGAUGUGUGUCACUCAACCAUUUAAAGAAUAUGCAUCGAUCUGUUUGAUAGUGCGGAUGCAAAUGUGCAGGAAUGUACUUUGUUCUUUUUAUUUUUUUUUGUUGUUUUCCGUCUGGAUGCGUUGCUAUAGAGCAAUAACUGUGUGUAAAAUAGACAUCUCACAAUGCUUUGGACAGACAUGGAUCUUGAAAGACGUUGGACCUAUUAACUGUUGAGGUCGAAAAAGUUUUGAGGGUUUUUGGCAAUAGAGCAAGAGACUCUGAGGGGACAACCCUCUUACUCAGUGAAAUGCAGACAGAUGAGUGGAGCUGAAGCUGCCCAGUGCAUCGGAGACUGACGGGGGGCCAAAUGGUGUAAACUGUUGCAAUAAAACAUAACUAUCUGUGAAGCACCACAUGAAUUUGACUGGGUGCAGUUGAGGUUGUGCAUGCAUCUGGGUUAGGUCUGUCAUCAUCAAUGUGUAUUGUACAUAACUUCAACCAAAGCUUCAGAGGGAUCUGUGACAACAGAACUGGGCCACACGACGACGACGAGAGCGGGCUCAGUGAACAACUGAUGAAAUCAACGUUUUGAAUUAUUGAGAAGAAACCAGAAAUCACGCACAAGUCCCACUGUCACUUGUUCUCAUUAUGUUCUAAUCAGCAGACCUUCAUCAGGAAACCUGGGAAAAAAAAACUUUUGUUUUAAAACCAAAUUAGAAUUUUAGACCGGGCCAAGACGUGUUUGGAAAGUAAAAAAAAAAAAAAAGCCCUUCAAAAUGCCCUCAUAAACAAGACACUGCAUUAUAGAGAUCUAAAUAAUUCACAUCUUAUGAAUAUCCCAUUUUAAGAUCUCUAUUGGCAGCUCCCCAAACUUGGAUCUCACACAAGAGCCAGAGCCUCACAGAGGCAUUAAAUUAGACUACCCUAUCGCCCAGAGCCAGGACGGGAUAACGAUUAUCUGAUGCACCCGGUCAAUUUGUCACAGGUGUCAACUCUGUGGGGAACUGAGAAAAAAAAGCCCAUUUAUUAACAGAUACCUUUUUUCCAUUUUUGCACUUUAAGAUGUGCUGCAGCGCACAACAACAACAACUCACCGCCAUGAUUGUUCAUCCAACUCCUGAAUCGUUAUGUAUAGUUUAGGCAUAAAUAAUUACUUUGCCAUAGAUGUAUCUAUUUUUGUGAUAAGAAUAUGAUGGAAUAGAAUAUUAACUGACUGGCAAAUUAUACCGUCUCAUUCGUUUUCUAUUAUAUCAUUCCCGAGGGGAACAUUUUCACGGGGAAUAAAGUUAUAAUAUUAAUAAUUUGAUUUGUUUCCCUUAUUCUUUGAGACACUUUGUGCAUAAAAUACACCAAUCAUGGGUUUAUUAUUUAUCACCAGAGCAAAAUGUACAAACCAAUAUUUAUUUUUCUUUCUACCGAUGAAAAAAAUCUGUAUGAACAUGUUGAUAGUCUACUGAAUGUUCUAUUUCCAUUGUACUGUACUUUGAUACUUGUCUUUGGAUCUUGCAAAAAUGUUUAUUGACCAUGUGAUAUCUGUUCCAUCAACUCCACCCGAUGUUCUUAUUCUAUGUCUGUGGAAUGGUAUUUCACAUGAAUAAAAUAACGACCAUGUUA